UUGGUAGGCAGGAAGCCGGCCGUUUGCUGCGACCUCAGUAUGGCUGCAAGCUGUAACUGAUACGAUGUGGAGCCUCAGAAACCAGUUUUGGUGACACCAUUUCUCUUGGUUAUGUUUAUUCCAUUAAUGCUCAACAUGUCAAAGAAGAGCGCAUUGGAGGCGAAACCGAGCAGGUCUAUUGACGCGGAGUCAUCCGAAACAACCCCGCUCGUAGCCAAGAACAGUGGAGAAAGUAGCUAUGGAAUUCCGAGAUACAACGAGGAAAGCGGCGGGGGAUUAUCUGUCAAGCAAGCGACCUUCCUUAUCGCCGGCGAGAUAGCGGGCAGCGGGGUGCUGGCGCUCCCAAGGGCUCUUGUCAGAACUGGUUGGCUGGGCGUGCCGAUCAUUGUGGUGAUGUGUGCGGCGGCGGCGUUCAGCGGCAAACGUUUGGGUGACUGCUGGUCCAUCCUGGAGGACCGCGAUCCCAAAAUGAGGACCAGGAAGAGAAACCCUUACGCUAUUAUUGCCGAGGAGUCUUUAGGGAAGAUGUGGAGUGUGGUGGUGUCGGUGGCGGUGACGGUGACACUGUUCGGCGCCUCGGUGGUGUACUUGUUGCUCGCCGCGCAGAUCGUCGAGCAGGUGUUCCUCUCGCUGGUGCCGAAUGUCACCUACUGCGCGUGGUACCUCAUCGUGGCCGGGGCGAUGACCCCGCUCAUGCUCUACGGCACACCUAAGGACAUCUCUUUUAUAGGCGUGAUCGCGUUCGGUGCCACUGUUGUGGCCUGUAUUCUCUACUUCAUCCAGAUGAUGAAUGAGAUCAGGCCGUUCGUGUUCCGCUAUGGCAUCCACGGUUUCCAGGAGUUCUUCCUUGCAUUUGGUACCAUCAUGUUCGCAUUCGGUGGUGCUUCCACCUUCCCUACUAUUCAAAAUGACAUGGCUGAUAAGACAAAGUUCAAUAAGAGCCUGCAAUAUAGUUUUCUCGCAAUCCUAGGUAUAUAUUUGCCAAUUGCUAUCGCCGGUUAUGCUGUGUACGGUGAGUCAGCGGCGUCCAAUAUAUCUGCGUCUCUGUCCGCCACGCCGCUCACGCUGGUCGGCAACAUCUUGAUGGCAUUGCACCUCGUCACAGCCUUUGUGAUCAUCAUUAACCCUGUUUGCCAAGAGAUGGAGGAGCUUUACAAUAUAUCUAGAGACUCAACGGGUUGGCGGAUGCUGAUACGCUUGUCGAUUAUGCUCGGCAUCUUAUUUAUCGGAGAGAGCAUUCCUCGGUUCUACACUAUCCUGGCGCUGGUAGGCGGCACUACUGUGGCUCUACUCACUUUCGUACUACCCUCAUAUUGUUACCUGAAUCUCAUUAGCCAGCCUCUCAGGGAGGGACAGACACCUAUUGAUACACAAGGAUGGAAGAAGAUGGUAUGCUGGGAAAUAAUCGCUGUCGGCGUGGUCGGAGGCGUGAUUGCAACCUACAGCGCAGUGAGCGCCAUCUUCAGCACCUCGCAAGCAAUACCCUGCUACUUAAGAUAAUUACAUAUACCCUUUGCUUGUUACAAGAUUGAUUUUAUAUGACACUGCCUUGAGCAUUUUGAUAUUUUCUACUCUACUUAUACAUUUAUAAGUUAUAAUAUAUUGUUAAGCUUCAUUGAUUAGACUUCAAGCCUGCUGCGCUGGUUGGCUGGCUGACUGACUUGCCGAAAUAUUUAACAAAAUUUCUCUAGAUAGAUAGUAAACGAAUCUAUCAGUAGAUACGUUAUCGCUGUCGCAUACAAUGUAUAGAACGAGAUAUUAAUGUAUGGGGUUUUUAACUUUCUCCUGCAUUAUCGUCAUAAAUGUAUGUAAUCGCAGAUUGGUGUGAUAAGUUAGUUAAGUAAUAUUAUUAUUUACGUUUCACUAGGCGUGGUGGUCGUUGUAUAUAGUUUGUGUUGUACAUACACUCUUUUCUAAUUUUGUAAAACCUUAAAAAAUUAAUACGCGAUACCAGCCUGCUACCAACUGUAAACUAUAGGUGCGAAGCGCGGGUUUAUAGUAACAAAAGUAAAUUAAAAUUAAGGGCGUGUCAGCGAGCCUUGGAGAGAAGUAGCUUAAAUAAAAGAAAAAUACAAAAAAUAAAUAAUUGAGGAUUACAAAGAAGAAAACAAAAGUAACUGAUACACUCUUCUAUACAUUAAGACUGAGGGCUGGACAUAGAGCCGGGCGUAAGGAUGGUCAUUUAAAACUACAAGAUGAAAAGGACCAUGUGGUCAAGGGAAACCAGGAAGUCUAAAAGAGCAAUGGAUAGAUGACAUUUAAGACAUCUCAGGAGAUUGACAGACUGAAUUAUACGAGCACAGAAUAUACAUGGGCAAAAGAAACCAGAAAAGGCCCGUACCCGAGAAGGGGUUUCUAUCCAAACACAUACGAAAAGAUAAGAAAAUAAAUAGUUUUUUACAAAUCAAGUACUAACAUUAAAUAUUAAGGUAAUUUAUUAACACAAAUCACACUCAAUAUGUACUUUAAAUAAGGACAAGGAAAUAAAAGACUCUAUUGUUAUUAUAACUCAAAGUGUAAUUUAAA
Galleria mellonella (greater wax moth) is the source of this 2526-nucleotide messenger RNA. RefSeq lists its product as uncharacterized. Bases 112 to 1500 code for a protein of 462 amino acids. Gene Ontology annotation, biological process: L-alanine transport; amino acid transmembrane transport. Gene Ontology annotation, molecular function: L-alanine transmembrane transporter activity; L-proline transmembrane transporter activity. Gene Ontology annotation, cellular component: vacuolar membrane. The transcript has 9 exons. NCBI's taxonomy places the organism in Eukaryota, Metazoa, Arthropoda, Insecta, Lepidoptera, Pyralidae. The record is from RefSeq and is a predicted model, not a curated record.